Micropterus dolomieu (smallmouth bass) is the source of this 7931-nucleotide messenger RNA. RefSeq names its product junction mediating and regulatory protein, p53 cofactor (gene jmy). Gene Ontology annotation, cellular component: cytoplasm; nucleus. The record is from RefSeq and is a predicted model, not a curated record. Gene Ontology annotation, biological process: intrinsic apoptotic signaling pathway by p53 class mediator; Arp2/3 complex-mediated actin nucleation; 'de novo' actin filament nucleation. The transcript has 10 exons. Lineage: Eukaryota; Metazoa; Chordata; Actinopteri; Centrarchiformes; Centrarchidae. Gene Ontology annotation, molecular function: transcription coactivator activity; actin binding; Arp2/3 complex binding. The coding region runs from base 959 to 3688 and encodes 909 amino acids.
AAUUAUUUCACUUAUUUUUUAACACAACGCAACACUUUGCGUUUGUUUUGCGUCAUUUUGCUAUCGUUUCGCGUAUCCUUAGCAAUUUUGGAUCUCUUUGUAGUGGUUUUAUGUGUCUUAGUUGUUGUUUGCACUUAAUCCACAUACAUUAUGACAUUUUUUACUGACUUUAUUGACAGUGUUGGCACAAACAUACAACAUGUAAAGACGCAAACAGGUCAGUUGUGUCCCGUUAUGGGUGUAAUGUGCUGCACGAGACUGACCUUUAAGGUUGAAACCAGGUUGAAACAAGGAAUUUCCCUGACAUGCUUUCCUAACUCUUUAACAUCUAACAUCAAAUAAUAUAAAGUAUCAGUAUCGUUUCUUUUACUACUCUCAUCAUGGAACUUGAACGCCACAUCGUUCUACCAGUUAAAUCCCUCCCCGGAUUUGACAACACGCACCUUGACUGCUUGUAAACAGAAGCUCACACGUGACACCCCGAGAGCCGAGCCGAGCCGCGCGACCGCAUUGUCUGUGGAUCGGACAAAGAGCGACAUCAGUCUGCGCGAGCAUCGGGGCAGGUAACCACGCAGACAGGUGUCAUGACAACCGACGUGAAGCCGGUGUCGGUUAAACCGCUGCGUGCGUCCGUUGAACUUCUUCAUGUCUGAAUCCCAAAUCCGACCGUUAGGAGGGACAACGACGGUAGCUGCGUUUUCACCAGCUCGCGCGCAGCUGGCAGCGGGUAAACAAAGCUGGGAAAAGCCUUUGUUUCACCUCCUAAUUCAGCUGGUCGGUUCGUUCGCUUCAUCUGCGCCAAAUCUUACUUUUCUAUCUGGCGUUUAACGUUAGCUGUCCGUAGCUAGCUGUAGCCUUUUAGCCUUCGACAUCAGAAGAGAUUUUUUUUUUUUUUUUUUUUUUUCAGGCCAACGUUAAUCUGCUCGUCUUUUUUUUUUUUUUUUACUGGCUGGAUGAGAUGUCAUUCACGAUGGAGGAUAACUUGGAGUCCGGAUGGGUGUCCGUCCGACCCAGAGUCUUCGACGAAAAAGAGAGGCAUAAAUUCGUCUUCAUCGUGGCCUGGAACGACAUCGAGGGAAAGUUCGCCAUAACCUGCCACAACAGAACCGUACAGAGACGGAGCACGUUUCUGGACCCGCUCCUCGACGGCACUAGCCCCGCUUUUCUCCCUGCCCCCGGUGCCUCCGUGGCAGAAAAACGCACAAAAAGUCCUCUCAAGACGAAGAAAGAUGAAGUCUGCCAAACGGGUAAAGUUAGACCGCACUCUUUUCCCAAAGGAAAACCCGCAACAAAGAUUCAUGUUGGAGGCAAGACGGCUUCAAAAACAUCGGAGUGUAUCAGCCACACAUUAGGGUCCUGGGAUAUUGUGACACCGAAGGUUAUAGAUUUAGAGAUCCUAGAUCUCGUGGAUGCCCCGCUGUCUCCGGAGGAUGCAGACCAAGAGGCCGGGGAGAGCAGCGGGCGUGAGGGCUUCAGCUGGGCCGGGCUGUUCUCCUUCCAGGACCUGAGGGCAGUCCACCUCCAGCUCUGCGCCGUCAACUCGGACCUGGAGCCGUGUUUACCCUCGUUUCCGGAGGAGCAGUCCGGCGUGUGGACGGUGCUUUUUGGCGCCUCCGGGGUGUCGCAGCGGGAGACGGACGCCCUGUGCUACCAGCUGCAGGUGUACCUGGGCCAUGCCCUGGACACCUGCGGCUGGAAGAUCCUCUCACAGGUGCUUUUCUCCGAAGGCGACGACACGGAGGAGUACUACGAGAGCCUGAGCGAGCUGAGGCAGAAAGGCUAUGAGGAUGCUCUGGAGAGGGCCAAACGAUCCAUGCAAGAGGUUUUGGACAAACACAAAGCCAUGGACAGCAUGGUGGAGCUGCUGCAGGUGUACCCCGAGGAGGACGAGGCGUAUGGAGAGCUGCUGGAGGCAACAACGCAGCUCUACCACUAUCUGCUGCAGCCUUUCAGGGACAUGAGGGAACUGGCAAUGUUACGCAGACAGCAGAUUAAGAUCUCACUCGAGACGGAGCGCCUGGGUCCUCGUCGUGUGGAGGGCCUGAGGAAAGAGGAUGAGGAGUGGCAGAAGAAAGCUCACGCCGCCGUCCUUUCCAUACAGGACCUGACUGUCAAGUUCUUUGAAACCACGACUCGGGCACAGAAAGCUUUGUAUGAGCGUAUGCGUGCUGACCAGAGGAAGUUUGGGAAGUCAGCGUGGGCGGCCGCAGUUGAACGCAUGGAGCGGCUUCAGUACGCCUUUUCCAAAGAAACUCUGCAGCUGAUGAGGGCCAAGGAAAUCUGCCUGGAGCAGAGGAAACAUGGCUUGAAGGAGGAGAUGCAGAGUCUGCAAGGUGGGGAGGAUGCCAUGCUGCGUCUGGACCAGCUGGAGGCGCUGUACUACGAGUUGCAGCUGCAGUUGUAUGAUAUUCAGGCGGAGGUGCUGCGCUGUGAAGAGCUGCUGCUCACUGCCCAGCUGCAGAGUCUGCGGAGGCAAAUGACAGAGCGACAGGAUGAGGUCGUGUACUACGAUGCCUUUGAAAGCCCUGACGCCAUGAAGGGCGACGAAGAUCCUGCAACCACGCCGUCCCCCCUCAGAGAUGAAGAACUCGGCAUCCUACAGCAGAGGACGCGGCAGCUCGAGGCCCGCAGGGGGCGCAUCACUGCCAAGAAAGUCUACCUCAAAAACAAGAAGGAAAUCUGUAUUGUCAAUCACAACCAGAAGAUACAACAGCGACCAGGUAGCCAUGCUGACAGUGACUUCCCACGGUCACUGCAGGGAGGAGACGCUGAGGAAGAUGAAGCCAGGAGCAAUGCCAGAGUGAGUCAGGAGAGGCAGAGGACUCUGGACAGACUCCGCAGCCUCAGACAGCGUUAUCCAGGCCAGAUGACUGUGAAGUCCAGCCGGAUGCGUCUGAGCCAGUCUCAUGUCCGGAGGAGAGCCGGUCAGCAGCCCAACACCCAGGCGGCCGGCGUUCAGACUGACUGCAUCUCAGAUCUCCCAGAACUCUCUGCUCCUCCUCCGCCGGACGCUUGCGGCUGUGACAGCGUCUCUUUACCUACUGUUGAACUCCAAAGUCUCGACUCUUCACCUCCCUUUCUCUCACUGCCUCCCCUCCCAGCCUCCCCAUCUAUUCUAUCACUGGGUCCUCCCCCUCCUCCUCCUCCCCCGCCACCUCCCCCGCCUCCUCCGCCACCAUCAGACGACCAGCAGCAGGUUGACGGGAGGGAGAGGAAUCCCACAGACAGUCCAGUGCGGCACCACACGUGCGAGUCUGAAUCUCCCUCCCUACCCCUGGCUCCAUUUUCCCCUCGUUUCUUUGACAGCAGUGAGCUGCUGACAGCGAGGACGAAGCUGAGGAAGACUGCCUCGCUGGACUCGUCGCAGUGGAGGAGAGCGAGCUCCCCCAUGGACGAGGUGCUGGCUUCCUUAAAACGGGGCAGUUUCCACCUGAGGAAGGCCGAGCUGCGGGUCCUGGGCCCCGACCCGGACGACGACAGCAACAACAUCCUGGCUCAGAUCAGGCAGGGCGUCAGGCUGAAGAAGGUCCGGACCCGGCCGGAGCAGCCGCGACACCCCAAGAGCUUCACCCACUCGGCCGACGCUCUGACCCGCAGCAUCCACGAGGCCCUGAGAAGAAUCAAAGAGGCCUCGCCGGAGUCAGAGUCCGAGGACGAAGGCCUCCCGUGCACUGACUGGGAAAACUAGUUAUGCUUACUGGAGGAAUAUUUUUUAAUGUUUUAUGGAUACGUGGAGCCAAAAGAAAACAGUGGCUCGAAUCAAGCAGACGAGCUGGAGACACCUUUGAACAAAAAAACUUGAUUUUUUUAAAAUCAGAAACUACUCAGAAGUAUUUUUUGUCAUUCUUCUGUAUGUUGUUUGUAAAGAUGGACCACUAAUCUUUUUUUUUUUAAUGUUCUUGUUGUUGUUGCUGUGGCAUUCUUGGCGAGGAUACAACCUCUAACCUCUCAUUAUGUCGGUCUACAUGUCAGAGUCGUACUGUAGCUUGCUGUGAUGGGUUUGUUUUAGGAAGUGAGUAUUUUUGUCACAGACUCAGCUCUUCACUGAACACACGUGCUGCACACUCAUACAUUCAGCUGUGUGACAACCAUUUGUACUGUAGAUUUUAUGUGAGCAGGAUUUUCUCACUUCCUUACAGGAGAAGUUUGACAUUGUGGGAAAUCCAGCUGCUGACUGUAGCUUUGUAUUAAGCAAACACAAAUGAGAGUGGAAACGAUCUUCUCGUCUCAUCGCAUCUCGGCAAAACAGUAAAUACUGUAGUGCAUUUCCCAAUUUGUCAAAAUAUUACUUUAAAAGGAUAAUUUCAGUAUUUUUAAACUCGAAAAAAUGACGAGUAGGUACAAAAAGGUUUGGAAUCCGUGGAUUGGAUCUGUGUGAGUUUUCCUCAGGGGCAAUGCCCGCCAGAACACGUCCACAGAAAGUGCAAAAAGUUGAAGUCUCGCUCAAGGAUAAUUCUCACUCUGAAAUAUCGUGAGAGGCGGGUUGUUGCAGGAAGACGACCGUGGAAACGAGAGUCAGAGUUGGAGAGAGGAGUUUAUCUUGGAGUAACGUUAGGAAAAUAAAAGUGUUACUAUCAGCUCCUCUAUGUACACAUCAAACGCCUCUCCCUCGUUUCCACCGGCGGCAUCCUGCAGCAACUCUCCUCCCACGAGAUUUCAGAGCGAGACUUCAGUUUCCUGUUAAAAAAGACCACCGGGAGUCACUCGUGGGGAUCCUGUCUCUGAUGUUGUCAGACACCUGGUGUAACAGUCUGAGCCUGUUGGUGGCAAAAAGAAGCACCUUUUUUGGACGUAUUUUUGAGAAGCGCAAUUUCCCUGAAGAAAAGCGUUUCAGCUGCUGCAGCCACAAACCGGUUGCAACUACAGCACAGAUUCCAAAUUUUUUGUAACUACAAGUCACUUCAACAUCAAAAUGUGUGAAAAUAUGGUUUUCCCAGUUUAAAAGCACCACAAUUAUCCUUUUAAUUAGUAAAACUGGGUCAUUUUCAUCAUCCUGGUGGGAAGAAUGCCAAAAACUGCCGUUGAUUUGUGGAUUCAGCAAAUCACCAAUGCCUGUUUUUUUUUUUUCUUUUUGUAGCGUUUUCACUUUUUCAUAUAAGUCAUAAAUAUACACGAAUAUAAAUAUAUAGGGUGAAAUAUGAUGCAACAAGAGGAAGGGAUUAUGGAGGAAGGAUAUCAAACUCACAUUCAAUCUCUAUCAGAGACUGAGGUUUUCAAACUGCGAGGUGAAAGAGACAGGUGCAUGCUGGGACUUAUAAAGGCAGUUUAGCGCCCGAUUGCUGGGAAUAAACAACCAUAAAUGUGCUUAGAAAUCUUAGGAGAAAAAAAAUACGCUUGUAACUGCAGAACUUGCCUAAGAAACAUCACGUUUAUAAGUUUUCUUCAGCAUCAAAGUAGUCUUGUGAUAGUUGUCUGAACAUCUACGGGUACAAUGCAAACGGGAAAAGCUAACAGCUAAUUUGGCAUAAUUAUAAUGGUGCCAAAAUGAAUUUUGUAACAAAUAUAUGCUAAAAAUCCACAGCUCACUAUCUCCGUGACAUUAUACUUCAUGUGUACAUCUCCCCAAGGCAUUAUGGGAAAGUGUAAUUCCAGCAGGAGAGACCAAAUCUAUUAAUACAAACAGACCUGCAGUAUGUAAGAGAGCGAGAGAGAUUUCUGUUAGUAUAUGAUUCAAAUAAACUGUUUACCUGCAGUCCCACACAGGAUCAGACGGAGGCCCAGCUGGGUUAUUAGCUGUUUAUUCGCUGAGAUGGCGUCCCUGUGAGCUUUUAAAGGUUUAAACGGAUGCUGCCGCUGACAGAAGUGGUGUUUAGUGUUUUGAAACGACACUGGAAAUAUUAACACACAAAACAGCUGCAGUUUUUCAGAUCUUUAUUCAUAACAAACCAUCUGCUGACUUGUGCAUCCUCUACUUCUCUUCUAAGGAUGUCAUUUUUAAACCGGGUCAGUAUUUUGAAAAAGAAAAACAAAUACUGUAUAUACACAUAUAAAUGAUUACUUGAAUCAAGCUUCUGUCAUUAUUUUUUUGUGAUCGGCUGAUUGUGCUGUCACUCUGAGAAGGAAAGAAAGAUGGACGAUUAAUGAGUUUCAUCAUGACACAUUACCAUUAAAUUACUCUUUAACAGGCGACAAUAUUUAAAACCAGCAAGGAUGUGACGACAGAGGGUGAAAAUCUAUUUUAAUGAGCUUAAAAUACUAUAAUCAGAGCUGGAAACUAUUUUAAUAAUCGAUUAAAUCAUAAAACAAAAAAUUUUAAAGCAAAAACUCUCUGGUUUUAGCUGCUCCAAUGUGACGAGUUGCUGCUUUUCUCUGUUUUAAGUCACUGUAAACUGAAUAUCUUUGGGUUUUGGACAAAACAAGAUGUUUGAAGUUUGGGCGUUUUACAGACCAACUGAACGUAUUAAUUGAGAAAAUAACCUGCAGAUUAACUGCUAAUACAAAUGGUUAAUUUCGAGUAAAAUACUGAGUAAAUGUUUAAGAUGACUCCCCCUCAUAUUUAAAAUGCUUUAAACAUGCUGUAUAACAAAUAUUUAGAUACAUGAUGCAGCAUUUUGAAGCCUGUUUGAUUUGUUCAGCUGGUAACUGACAGACCUAACAAGAUUUGGAAUAUGUGAUGUUUAUAUUUAUCUUAUUUUAUUCCCCGAGAGACUCUUUCCGCUGCCUUUUUUUUUUUUUUUUUUCCCCAAAGAUUUGUUUUCCGAGCUUAUUUACUUACUGGAGUUGUUGUUGUUUGAGUUUGGUGUGUGUGUGAUUUUAAACUGUUCUCUUAUUAUGUGUUAACUGUGUCAAACCUGUCUUUAACUGUAAAAAUACGUUCCUGUAUUUAACGAGUCCAAAGUACCAUGAGUUUUACAAGGACAUUAAUAUGAAGCUUCAGCCAGCCCACGCUUAGCUUAGCUUAGCAUAAAGACUGGAAACGGGGGGAAACAGCUAGCCUGACCUACCAGCACCUCUAAAGCUCACUGAUUAACACACAUGUCAUUGCAGGACUAUUAGCAGGUUAAAGCCUCUUUUCCCUUCAUACAGAGGGUAAAGUUUGGGAUUAUGGCAGAAAUAUCUGUGUAGCAAUUGUUCAGCUGUCUGGGCUGCAGCUUUACCGUUUUGGUUAGUAGUCGAUUAAUUAAUUGACAACUAUUUUAAUAAUUGAUUAAUCAGCUGGCAGACACAGUUGGCGUCUAGCUGGGGCAGUAAUGAGCUCGUCAGAGUUUGUUGCACCGAACGAAAACUUACUGAUUAAACAAACGACAUAUAACUUGUUAAUAAGUGAGCUUUAAAGGAGCCGGUAGGCGGAUUUAUUUACCUUUGGACAGAUUCUGGCUAAAAAUCCUAGUCUUUAUGCUAAGCUAACCAGCAGCUAGCUGUAGCUUCAUAUUUGAGAGUGGCAUCAAUGUCAAAUGUCACUCUUCCUGAAUCGUGGAGUUUACAGCUGCCAUUCAGACAGACAUGUGUAAGAGCAAAGCAGAUAUUUGCUCAGUGACAAACUCCCUCUUGCUCUCUGUCCCGUCUUGUAUUUGGGCUCAUGAUACCAUCGUGCUUUCUUUUUCCUUUUUUAGUUAAAAUGUGUAGAAUCCAAACUGUGGAUUUUCUUUCCCGCCCUGAACGUGACACGAGUUUGACCUUUUAACCUUUACGACCUUAUGCAUGUGACCGGUUUCAGGACGAACCCAUCACAACGUAAGUGCAAUAAUUGAGAUGAAAAAGUCAUUUUAUGAAUUAAUACUGUAAUGAAAUGUAAAUCAUGAAAAAUAUAUAUCUGCAUGCCUAAAUGUAUUGAAGUAUUUAUUGAAACUUCAUAUUUUAAAUGAUUUUACAUACAAAUGUAAAUGUACUUUAUAAGGUUUUCUUUUUUGUUGCUUAUUUUGUUUCCUAUCAUGACAUUCCUCUCUGCUUUCUAUAAAAUAAAAUAAAGCACCAACAUGUCUUUUAAUGCU